Molecule: messenger RNA, 849 nt
Organism: Knipowitschia caucasica
Lineage: Eukaryota; Metazoa; Chordata; Actinopteri; Gobiiformes; Gobiidae
Source: the annotation of a GenBank genome assembly
AUGAGUCCAGACGCAGAGAUACAGACGAGUCCAGACGCCGAGAUACAGACGAGUCCAGACGCCGAGAUACAGACGGAUCCAGACGCAGAGAUACAGACGGGUCCAGACGCCGAGAUACAGACGGAUCCAGACGCAGAGAUACAGACGAGUCUAGACGCAGAGAUACAGACGAGUCCAGACGCCGAGAUACAGACGGAUCCAGACCAUAGACUUACCACCCCGGGCCUGUGGGGGUGGACCCUGGCAUGCACUGGCAUCCACUGCAGCAUGCCAGGUGGACCCUGGCAUGCUGCAGUACCACCCCGGGCAGUACCCCACCGGACAUGUGGACCCGGACAUGUGUCCGGGUCCACAUGUCCGGGUCCCCCACAUGUGGACCCGGACAUGCUGCAGUACCACCCCGGGCCUGUGGGGGUGGACCCUGACAUGCUGCAGUACCACCCCGGGCCUGUGGGGGUGGACCCGGACAUGCUGCAGUACCACCCCGGGCCUGUGGGGGUGGACCCUGACAUGCUGCAGUACCACCCCGGGCCUGUGGGGGUGGACCCGGACAUGCUGCAGUACCACCCCGGGCCUGUGGGGUUGGACCCUGACAUGCUGCAGUACCACCCCGGGCCUGUGGGGGUGGACCCGGACAUGCUGCAGUACCACCCCGGGCCUGUGGGGGUGGACCCUGACAUGCUGCAGUACCACCCCGGGCCUGUGGGGGUGGACCCUGACAUGCUGCAGUACCACCCCGGGCCUGUGGGGGUGGACCCUGACAUGCUGCAAUACCACCCCGGGCCUGUGGGGGUGGACCCUGACAUGCUGCAGUACCACCCCGGGCCUGUGGGGGUGGACCCGGGAUAA